UUAGCGUGAUAGUCACAAGACCACGAGCAUAACAUCAUUUACAUAGCAAACAAGCAUCCUCAACAGCUCAAAUACAACCAUCACAAUCCGAUUGGCGGUGCUGUUCUGUUGCGGAUCCACUGAAACUUUUGCGACAAAAUGAAGUCGGCUUGUUGCGUGAUCGCGGUACUGGUUUGCGUGACUGUACUAGCCAGAAAUGUAGAUAGCAAGACAUGGGGUCUGCUUAUAGCCGGCUCAAAUACAUGGGAUAACUAUAGACAUCAGGCUGACAUCUGUCACGCGUAUCAAAUACUGCACAGAAAUCAAAUUCCUGACGAGAACAUCGUGGUGAUGAUGUACGAUGAUAUAGCACAGAAUCCCGCAAACCCAACUCCUGGUAAAAUCAUCAACAAGCCGAAUGGACCGGACGUUUACCACGGAGUUCCAAAGGAUUACACCGGAAAGGACGUCACUCCGAAGAACUUUCUGAGUGUUCUAAAAGGAGAUAAAGAUGCUGUGCAAGGAAUUGGCAGCGGGAAAGUCAUUGACAGCGGCCCGGAUGAUAAUGUUUUUGUAUAUUUCGCUGAUCACGGAGCUCCAGGCUUGGUUGCCUUCCCCGGCGUUGCUCCUCCACUGAAGAAGAAGCAGCUCCUACAAGCCAUAAAUUUCAUGCACCAGAAAAACAAGUAUAAACAGAUGGUAAUUUACGUAGAGGCUUGUGAAUCAGGAUCAAUGUUCGCCGACGGAGGACUUCCUAAUAAUAUCAAAGUCUUUGCGACCACCGCCGCCAACCCGCGUGAAUCAUCUUACGCUUACUACUGGGACAACAAAAGAGAUACUUACCUCGGUGAUCUCUAUAGCAUUUCCUGGAUGGAAAAUUCAGACAAGUCGAAUCUAACCUCGGAGACGCUUCAACAACAAUUUCUAAAGGUUAAAAAGAGGACAACACAAAGUCAUGUUCAGGAAUACGGCGAGCAGGAUAUGUCGGCUGAUUCUGUCAUUGAUUUCCAAGGAGAAGGCAAAGAAUCUUGGUUGCCAGCUAAAGAUACAAACGAAUAUGAUACUAACGAUGCGGUGCCAUCCCCUGAAGUACCAAUGGCCAUUCUCGAACAUCGUCUCGAAAAGGCAUCCUCUUCAGAAAAAGUGAAAAUUGAAAUGAAAAUGCUAAGUCUUCUUCGCGAAAGACAAAGAGUUAGAGAAACUGUGGAAAAAAUUGCUGAAGUUGCGACCCACGGUGAAGAACAGAAAUUCAGGGUCUUGGAAGGAUCUUCUGGUAAAGUGACCGAGCUGGAUUGUCAUGCUGAAGUCGUAGAUGCUUUCCAUGAGAAAUGCUUUGCUUUGGGAAAGAGUGAUGCUGCAUUACGUCAUGUUUAUGUUCUCGCUAACUUGUGUGAAGAGAAGAUACCUUUGCCACAAAUCCUGUCGGCAAUCAACGAAAGUUGUUAAGACAGCUCUGAAGACGGAAGUUUUAGCAACUUCUAAGUUAUUUUUUAGUGAAAAUUAAUUUUUUUUGUAGAAAUGAAAUAGUUGUAUAUUAGUGUAUAGAGAAAUCUAUGUAAUAGUUUAGAGAAUGAUUUUGUAAGUUUUAAUAAAUGCGGGUAAUUUUCAUAGGAA
Dendronephthya gigantea is the source of this 1593-nucleotide messenger RNA. RefSeq names its product legumain-like. The record is from RefSeq and is a predicted model, not a curated record. Gene Ontology annotation, biological process: vacuolar protein processing. Lineage: Eukaryota; Metazoa; Cnidaria; Anthozoa; Malacalcyonacea; Nephtheidae. Bases 139 to 1425 code for a protein of 428 amino acids. Gene Ontology annotation, molecular function: cysteine-type endopeptidase activity. The transcript is spliced from 14 exons.